This is a messenger RNA of Podospora pseudopauciseta, 1404 nucleotides long. RefSeq lists its product as uncharacterized. The transcript is spliced from 3 exons. The record is from RefSeq and is a predicted model, not a curated record. Bases 1 to 222 code for a protein of 73 amino acids. NCBI's taxonomy places the organism in Eukaryota, Fungi, Ascomycota, Sordariomycetes, Sordariales, Podosporaceae.
AUGUCAAGAAUUCGCCAAGAAAUUCCGAGUGACACCAAGGAACUCGAGGAAUUGCAACAGUGGCAGAUUGGGUUAUCGGGAAAAAUUUCCUCGUCAAUUCCUAGACCGAACAAUGUGGCCAUCGACGUCUUAACCAAGGUCACCGCCGGCAGGCCACGCCACGCCCACACCAAUCGCGAUACAUAUCAGCACUCAUCAUCCAUGUUCAACUCGCGGGGAUAAUAUAUCGGGAAAGAGGGAGCAGCCGUCCUCGCCAUAACAAGGAUAUCCCCUGGUGAACCUCGAUAUAGACGGAGGCUGGGUUGAGAUGUCUGUUGUUCUUUGACCCAACCCGCCAUCUCUUCAUCUUCAACUGCCUCGAGCUCGGGAGAAGGAGGAAGAGUAGAUGCACUGCGCCAAUUAGUCCAUAUGAGCGGUUUCGGCACACCUCUAAGGAAGCAUCUCACUAUUUGUUAUCAUCCUCUACGUGGAAGCCUUCAUCAUCAGCACCAUCUGGCAACCACGUCGUCUCGGGAUCCGUUGUCUGCUGGGCAUAGGAUGUCUCCUCUAGCGCAGCGGGUUCAGCCUCUUGUGGGUUGAGACGGUUUGUUGUCGAAUAUCGACGAUUCUGUUCGUUAUAGUGUGGUUUGGCAGUUGCAUCGUUGUCCUCAGAACUUGUAACCGAAAUAGGUUUGGGCGACACGUCAAGCUCCAUCAACUCCAUCUCAUGUUUAAGCGGCAUGGCGAGAGUCAACAGCCUCUCGGUCGAGGACAAAUCAGCGAUCCGAGAGAACUAGCGGGAUUCGACGACAACACAGAGGAGCCGCCCUUUAGGGCAGGGUGUCGGAACGAAGUUGGUGGGAAGUCAGGUUGGGAAAAGAGUAUACACCAGGAUCAUUCGACUUUUCUCCGACGUUGUUCUGAAAACCCGAUCGCCGCGGAGUAGAGGAGGGGCAGUUUUCAUGAUGAGGAAGAAAGAAACGAGGAGCACAGGGGACCUUGAAGUAUAAACAACAAAUUCGAAGGUCAAGCGACGUUGAAAAGUUGGCCAGCACCGUUCCACGAACAACCCAUUGCUUCUCGGUUCAUCCAAAACAGACUGCUGCAAUAGAUAACCGAAUGAGAGGAGCAACAUGAUACCUGCCGCCCUGGUUGGUCCAGAGUACUAGCUGCUACCAGCACCUGCACAUGCCCGCCUACUCUUGGUGUCUCUUGACUAUAUUGGGCGACAUGCCUCAGUAUAUGGCGCUAUACGAAUAGGUUCAAGGGGGUUGUUUGGCGUCCAGUCGUUUGUUUCCGUCAUGCAUGCUCUGGGAUGCUUGGUCUCUCCCCACGAAUCAGCACCAAGGCCCGUACGAACGCGAUUAACAGUAAUGUUUUGAAUCAAGCUUGAAGGAAUAGUUCAGGAGGGCCUACAGGGCAGCG